AUGUUCGGUCUAGGCGUGCAAGAACUGGUUAUCAUCCUCGCCAUUGCCAUGUUGUUUUUCGGUGGCAAGAAGAUCCCGGAGAUCGCCAAGGGCUUGGGCAAAGGCAUUCGGGAAUUCAAGACGGCCAGCGAAAAAGCGACGGACGAUGUGACGGACGCAAUCGAAGGCGACGGGGACGAGGAGUCCAAGAAGGUCGAAAGCAAGACGUCGUAA
This is a messenger RNA of Geodia barretti, 213 nucleotides long. NCBI's taxonomy places the organism in Eukaryota, Metazoa, Porifera, Demospongiae, Tetractinellida, Geodiidae. The record is from the annotation of a GenBank genome assembly.